AUUCACCAUCCCUGCAGGCAGUCGUGUGUCUCACCGCUCCCAGUCCUUGCCUCACCUCACGACUAAUUCCGAGAGUUUAAAAUCACCACUCCUCCACUGCCGUCAGCCAUGUUGAGGAUACUUCUCAACACACUCCUCCUCACAACAACUGGCUACGCCGCCAUCAACUCUCAGUAUUUCUUGAAGUUCUCCUCUCAAAAGAUGGUGGGUGGACUUCUCGCCUCCUUGACCUCCAAUCGACUAAUUGAGUGUGCGUCGAGGUGCCUGGCGAACACGAGCUGCCAGGCGUACCAUUGGCGAAGGACAGUAACCAGCAACAACUGUGAUCUCCUGAAGUACAUUGAUGACGUGACUCUCUCAUCUGAUACCAACUGUGAUCUGUACCUGUCCCGGGGUGGAAUCCCACACCGACGGUACCUCACAGGCUACUGGGGAGGGUACACUGGGAACUUGAUGUGUGAAGAAGGAUCGCUUGUUUACGGCUACACAUUGUGGUACGACAGCUACACCGGUACUGCCACCGGUACUGACGACUGUGGAGUGACAGGUGUGGAGCUGCUGUGUCGGACACCUGAAGGAAAUAUUACUUCACCUAUCACCUUCGACAUGAACUACACAGAUGGCGUAAAGCGAAAGACAGCUACCUGCACCGCUGGUAACUUCGUAAACAAAUUCAGUAGCCAUAUGGGACCAAUUAGAGGUGCAGAUGACGAUGAUGGCCUCAACAACUUGCACCUGAUGUGUACUGACUCUUUCAAGCUGAUGAGCCAUGAUGUAGGUCAGGUAGGCACCUGGGCAGGUUGGAGGAGUUGUCUGCCGGGAACAUUUAUAUGUGGCAUGAAACUAAGAUAUGAAGCUCUUGGCGCCUCAAGUGAUAACAGCUGUAUCAACGAGUUCAUCGCCCUCUGCUGCUUCCCUUAGUGUGGUCGCCCUUUACUGCCCCUUGACCCUGUCUUAUGCCCUUAGAGACAUGGAUGGAGGGAGGGGGGUCACCUUUGCCCUGCCCUAUAUUAUACAGAAGGGAGUAAAGUGGUUACCCCAUUGUUAUACCACAGUAGCACCACAGUGCAUUGGAACACUUGUUUCACUUUAGAAUUAGACAUCCUAACCCUGACGUAGUCUAGCCAAUCCAAACCUAAUUUAACCUAUGCUAACCUGACCAAACUAAACAUAACUUCUCCUAACCACAUGCAUACUAACAGUAACCUAACGAACCAAACCAAACCUCACCUAUCGUUACGUAACCUAACCUAACCUAACCUAACUUAACCUAAC
This is a messenger RNA of Homarus americanus (American lobster), 1275 nucleotides long. RefSeq lists its product as uncharacterized. Lineage: Eukaryota; Metazoa; Arthropoda; Malacostraca; Decapoda; Nephropidae. The record is from RefSeq and is a predicted model, not a curated record. Bases 109 to 921 code for a protein of 270 amino acids. The transcript has 7 exons.